CUGGCGGUGAGGUGGUUGGAACACAACUGCCGCUACCAGUACAUGGAUGAACUUCUCCAGUAUGUCCGCUUUGGCCUUAUGGAUGUCGAUACCCUGCAUACGGUAGCUCUUUCUCAUCCUCUUGUCCAAGCUAGUGAAACUGCGACUGCACUUAUUAAUGAGGCCUUGGCUUACCACCAGAGCAUCUAUGCACAGCCAGUUUGGCAAACCAGAAGGACAAAACCUCGCUUCCAGUCAGACACUCUUUACAUUAUUGGUGGGAAAAAACGUGAAAUCUGUAAAGUGAAGGAAUUGCGAUACUUCAAUCCAGUAGAUCAAGAGAACGUUCAUAUCGCAGGGAUUGCGAACUGGAGCGAGCUAGCGCCCAUGCCUGUGGGGAGAAGCCACCACUGUGUUGCUGUCAUGGGAGACUUCCUUUUUGUAGCUGGUGGAGAGGCAGAGCACUCCACAGGGCGCACUUGUGCGGUGAGAACUGCCUGUCGAUACGACCCCCGCACUAACUCUUGGGCUGAGAUAGCUCCAAUGAAGAACUGUCGGGAACACUUUGUCCUGGGAGCAGUGGACGAGUACCUCUAUGCUGUAGGGGGCAGAAAUGAAUUGCGUCAAGUGUUACCUACAGUGGAACGCUAUUGCCCUAAGAAGAACAAGUGGACCUUUGUACAGUCCUUUGAUCGAUCGCUCUCAUGCCAUGCAGGAUAUGUGGUGGAUGGUCUUCUUUGGAUAUCAGGAGGAGUAACAAAUACUGCACAGUAUCAAAACAGGCUCAUGGUCUAUGAUCCUAAGCAGAAUAAGUGGUUAAGCCGCAGCCCGAUGUUGCAGAGGAGAGUGUAUCACUCCAUGGCUGCCGUCCAAAGGAAACUUUACGUGCUAGGUGGGAACGAUCUCGACUACAACAACGAUCGGAUCCUCGUUCGGCACAUAGACUCCUACAGCAUAGAGGCUGACCAAUGGACACGUUGCAGCUUCAACAUGUUGACAGGUCAAAAUGAGUCUGGAGUCGCUGUCCACAAUGGUAGAAUAUAUUUAGUUGGCGGCUACUCGAUUUGGACAAAUGAGCCUUUGGCGUGUAUCCAGGUGCUGGAUGUUAGCAAGGAAGGGAAGGAAGAGGUAUUCUACGGGCCUACGCUCCCUUUCGCUUCCAACGGAAUAGCAGCGUGCUUUCUGCCAGCUCCUUACUUCACGUGCCCCAACCUUCAGACGCUGCAAGUGCCUCACCACAGGAUUGGCACAAUGUGA
This is a messenger RNA of Leptosomus discolor (cuckoo roller), 1236 nucleotides long. The record is from RefSeq and is a predicted model, not a curated record. Lineage: Eukaryota; Metazoa; Chordata; Aves; Leptosomiformes; Leptosomidae.